AUGUUCAAGGUGGGAAAUGCAGUAACCAGAUCGGAUCGAAGUUCUGGUCUUCUUCUUCUUCUUCUUCCCACUUCUAAAUGUAACCAAAUUCCAUCUAUUCUAACUGGAAAUAGAGAUCAGAAGAGGAAGAAACCACAAUCAAAGUCUUCAUGUUUGGAUCGAAUGAGAGAAAUCCUUCAUGUUCAAGGUGGGCAAUGCAGUAACCAGAUCGGAUCGAAGUUCUGGGAGGUUAUUUGUGAUGAACAUGGCAUAGAUCCAACCGGAAGGUACACUGGUACCUCAGAUCUGCAACUGGAAUGUGUCAAUGUCUACUUCAACGAAGCUUCUUGCGGGAGGUUUGUUCCUCGUGCAGUGCUCAUGGAUCUGGAGCCUGGAACCAUGGACAGUGUACGGAAUAUAACUUUGUUUUUGGACAGUCUGGUGCUGGGAAUAACUGGGCCAAGGGGCAUUACACGGUAG
Macadamia integrifolia is the source of this 459-nucleotide messenger RNA. RefSeq names its product tubulin beta chain-like. The record is from RefSeq and is a predicted model, not a curated record. Gene Ontology annotation, biological process: microtubule cytoskeleton organization; mitotic cell cycle. The coding region runs from base 1 to 459 and encodes 152 amino acids. Gene Ontology annotation, molecular function: GTP binding; structural constituent of cytoskeleton. The transcript has a single exon. NCBI's taxonomy places the organism in Eukaryota, Viridiplantae, Streptophyta, Magnoliopsida, Proteales, Proteaceae. Gene Ontology annotation, cellular component: cytoplasm; microtubule.